AUGCUCGACGGGAAACCCAAAGACAAACUCAUGAUUCCAAACUGGCUCCUUGGCUGGGCGUCGGGAGACGAUAAGAGGAAGUCAAAGACAAACCCCAAGACGUGCGAGCACCGGAUCGCGCCAUCCCUCGAGCCCUGCGACUUGUGCGCAGCGGAGGCGACUAGAGCGCGGAAAUACAGAUGGAAGAUCAUCCUUGGGCUGGUGUUUCCUUUUGCUCUGCAAGCUCUCGACUCGACCAUCAUCGCGAGCGCCUUGCCGUGGAUCGCCCAUGACUUUGGCAGAUUCUCCCAGCUCAACUGGAUCGUAUCAGCCUUCAACCUCACAUCUGCUGCCUUCAUCCCCUUUUGGGCGCAAAUGUGCGACGUAUUCGGACGCAAUGCCACGAUCAACGGAAGCAUCAUACUAAUGCUCCUCGGCAGUGCCCUGUGCACAGGGGCUCCGACGAGCGCCUUCCCGAUGCUCCUCCUCGGACGUGGCUUUCAAGGUCUGGCGGCGGCGGGCCUCAACGUAGUGGUGCAGACGAUUCUAGCCGAUCGUGUCUCGCUCAAGGAGGCUGCAAGCAACUGGUCCAUCUUUGCCUUUGUCGGUGGCACUGCCUACGGUCUUGGACCGGUCAUUGGGGGCUAUCUUACCAACGCGAAUUGGCGAUGGUGCUUUGCGAUCAACCUUCCCAUGGGUGUUGUCGCUCUCGUGACGGUCUACUUCCUCCUGCGCAAGGAGCUACUCGGCGCGCAGCCCAUUCCGGAACUCGACGAGACAGUUGAGACAGGACGCCGCACCAAGUUCGGCGCACGACUUAAGACCGUCGACUUUGGGGGUCAGGCGUUGUUCCUGGUUGGUUUUGGCCUGAUCAUCUUGGGUCUGACACGGGGAGGCGCGACGUAUCCCUGGGCGUCAGCGGCAGUCGUUGUUCCAAUGGUUUUUGGGACCCUGUUGACUGGGGUGUUUGUGUAUUGGGAGUAUCUCAUGGCGCCGGGGAAACUCCUUUCUCAAAGAUUCCCGACGCAAAAGCCCAUGAUUCCAUGGAACAUCAUCACGACCAAGGACAUCAUGUUGGUCUUCUUCACAGAGACAACCUCUGGAGUGGCCAUGUAUGCGGUACUGUACUUUUGCAACAUCUACUUUAUCUCGGUAAAGGAUUUUCGGCCCGAUGAGGCUGGAGUUCAACUUCUGUUCUUCAUUCCUGGGUUGUCUGGCGGUGUUAUUAUUUGUUCCUUCCUCUGCAACUCCUGGCCUCGUAUGACCUGGCCACCGAUUUUCUUGGGUACCCUCGUCGAGGCUGUCGGUCUCGGGAUGCUGUCGUGGGCUUGCUACAACGAGAAGCCGUCGAUCAUCUUUGGCAUGAUGGCGCUUGUCGGUGUCGGCUCAGGUCUGCGCUACAUGUCAGGCCCGCUGCAUGGUGUGGGCUACUUUCGCCAACAUCGCGCGGUCAUUGCGGGAACGAUGGCUCUUGCACAUCCAUUUGGUGGAACCUUGGGGCUCACAGUGAUGACUACCGUGUUCAACAACCUGUCUGGUCUGGAAUACGACCCAGGCUUUGAAGAGACGAGCACCAGCGACCCUCGAAUGAAUGACGAGCUCAGGGAGAAUGCCAAAAUGGGCGUGGUUUGGGCAUUUGUUGCCGUCACACCGUUUUUGGUGCUGGCUUGGAUCGCGACAUUCCUCCUCGGCAAUGUCAUUCUCGGUGACGGCAAUGGUCCCGAUGAAGAGGGCUUGCACAACACUGUCAUUAGAGACCCUUACAUCGUGAAGCUUCUCAGAGGCCAAGGAAGGCCAGCUCAACCUGAGAGAGAUGUUAGAUUGCGGAGUUGGGAGGUGCUUGGGAGCUCACACAGCACGCCUGUCCCGGCAGACUAA
Emericellopsis cladophorae is the source of this 1857-nucleotide messenger RNA. RefSeq names its product multidrug transporter. Gene Ontology annotation, cellular component: fungal-type vacuole membrane. Bases 1 to 1857 code for a protein of 618 amino acids. Gene Ontology annotation, biological process: basic amino acid transport; transmembrane transport. NCBI's taxonomy places the organism in Eukaryota, Fungi, Ascomycota, Sordariomycetes, Hypocreales, Bionectriaceae. Gene Ontology annotation, molecular function: basic amino acid transmembrane transporter activity. The transcript is spliced from 3 exons. The record is from RefSeq and is a predicted model, not a curated record.